GCAAAAGAUUGUUAUCAUGGUGAGCAUGCCGUGCGGCAAGUGCAGGGCCAAAGCCAUGGAGCUCGCCGCGAGGACAACCGGUGUGAUCUCGGUAGCGAUAACUGGCGACUACGCGGACCGACUGGAGGUGAUCGGCGACGGCGUUGAUCUGGUCUGCCUCGUCAGCUGCCUGCGCAAGAAGGUUGGCCGGGCCGUGAUCCUGCAGGUGGAGCCUCAAGUCAAGGACAAGAAACGGGAGGAGGAGACGAAGCCCGCUGAGAAGAAAUCAGAGGAGAAGACGAAGCCCGCUGAGAAGUCGGAGGAGAAAACGCCGCAAGUGCCCGCACACCCGCUGCCGCAGUGUUACCCUGGUUGCUACCAUUGCCCGCCGGCGUCACAGACUAUGGUCGUCUACGACGAGCCUGCUGCUUGCUCGAUCAUGUGAUUUCUAGAAAAUAGUGGGAGUACUAUGUCCAGAAAGAGGCCAUCCCUUGUUGACACUUCCAAGUGGUUUUUGGUUGUGUCUUGUGUGCAUCGCAUGGAGAGACAAAAAUAGCGAUUCAUGCAUCUAUAUAUCAUUACUAGAAAUCACUACCCACAUACUGUCUAGACCGUGCAAUUCAGAAUUGUCUACAGUACCAAAAUGCUUAAGAACUAUACAUA
This is a messenger RNA of Lolium perenne, 642 nucleotides long. Its product is annotated as disease resistance protein RGA5-like. The record is from RefSeq and is a predicted model, not a curated record. Lineage: Eukaryota; Viridiplantae; Streptophyta; Magnoliopsida; Poales; Poaceae.